This is a messenger RNA of Oldenlandia corymbosa var. corymbosa, 501 nucleotides long. Lineage: Eukaryota; Viridiplantae; Streptophyta; Magnoliopsida; Gentianales; Rubiaceae. The record is from the annotation of a GenBank genome assembly.
AUGUCAAAACAGCCUACUGGUCAGCGUCUCAGCGAGGGACCUCAUUAUUUCCCAGCUCCGGAGCUUCGAGAGCUUCUAAUCGGAAAUGCAAAAUUCCGGCGAAAGCAAUGCGAAAAUUUGAAAGAAGGAUUGGUGUUUGAAUCGUUUUGGUAUCGAAAAUAUCUUUCUCUGACCGAUAAUUCUGGUAGAAGGGGGUAUCUACAUAUUCAUGACAACGAGGAUAUACCGUUGAUAUACCUAGUGUCACAGAAUUGGCCUGAAUUGUACGUUUGUUUUGCGCCAAUUGGUGGGGUUGAUCAUGCAAGUUCAUCUGGACAAGCUACUGGUGCAGUCAAAAUUAAGACUGAAGAUGAAAGGGGUGAAGAGGAAGGUAGGGAACAGGCUGGUAGUGACGACGAACACGUCCUAUCGAGUGAAUCCUAUGAUGAAGAAGAUGGCAAUGACACUAAAUGGAUGGGACAAUCCUCGGAGCAUGAUACUUAUGCUGAAAAGAGAGAAUGA